AUGUCCGCACUCGUAUGGGCCGCCGAUCAUGGGAUGGUGGAGACUGCUCAUCAUUCACUGAACGCUAGUUUCGGACUUUCAAGCAAUGUAAAACUUGAGACAUUCUAUGAUGCACUUACAAUAGCAGUGCAAGCGGGACACACGAGUAUUGCGAAGACUCUUCUAUUGCAAGAGGGAAUCGAUCCUAAUUUCCAAUAUCAUGAUAGAGAGUCCAGAGGAUGGAUAACGUUUUUAGCAAGAGCAGCUCGUGCAGGACAUGUACAUAUGGUUGCCCUUCUGCUGUCAACAAAAGGCAUCAACCCGAAUCUAGGAGAUGCCAUGGGGAAACCCCCGAUUGCUUACGCGGGAUUAAGUAACCAAGAUGCAGUGGUUAAACAGCUGCUUGCCGCCCCAGGCGUAGAUCCGAAUUGGAAAGAUCACCAUGGCCGUACACCACUUGCCUGGACAGUUAGUUUCGGCUCAGAAGAAGCUGUGUCACUAUUCUUAUGUCGACAGGACAUUGAUGUCAAUGCUGCGAUAGGUACGGAUUAUUUGUGGAAGAAGGGCUGGACCGCCCUGAUUUUCGCGGCUAGCAGGGGAUUUGCAACGAAAGUGGAGCUAUUGCUUAACACGCCACAUAUCAAUGUGAACCACCAAUGCUCCCGUGGAAUGACAGCGUUACACCGGGCAGUGCAGGCUGGCUCUAGAGUUAUCGUGCAGCUUCUACUCGCAAGGGGGGCAUAUCCUGACCCCAGAGACGACAAUAAUUGCUCUCCCCUCGUUCAGUCCGCAUCGAAUGGACACCUAUCCAUCAUGAAAUUACUAUAUGAAGCAGGGGCUGACCUCAACACUACCCCGAGAAAUGGAUAUACUGCACUUAUUAGAGCUUCGGGUGAAGGACAUACAGAUAUAGUUAUGUUUCUUUUAGAGACGGGAAAGGUUGACCUAGCAGCGCAAAGCGAAGCCGACAAGCGCAAUGCUUUGUCGGUAGCUGCAGAGGGAGGACAUCGGGAAAUUGUCGACCUGUUAUUGAAACAGAAUGGCCAAGGGUUUCCUAACGAAAGGGAUAAUCGGGGACGAUCAGCAUUAUCAUAUGCGAUUCAAUAUGGUGAUCUUGAGACAAUUAAAUUGCUGAUACAGGUUUCAUCUCCAAUUAAUAGUAGGGAAACAGAUGCCAUCGGCCAAACACUCCUUUCAUAUGCUGCACGGCACAACAAUCCAGAAAUACUGAGCCUGUUAGCAUCAGUCACGAAAGCUACUACAUAG
Messenger RNA from Aspergillus bombycis, 1245 nucleotides. RefSeq names its product ankyrin repeat domain-containing protein. Lineage: Eukaryota; Fungi; Ascomycota; Eurotiomycetes; Eurotiales; Aspergillaceae. Gene Ontology annotation, molecular function: protein binding. Gene Ontology annotation, cellular component: nucleus; cytoplasm. The record is from RefSeq and is a predicted model, not a curated record. The transcript has a single exon. Bases 1 to 1245 code for a protein of 414 amino acids.